GUAGUGGAUUUUGAGAGCGAUGGGCUCUUAUGGUUACCGCCAGAGCCAGAGAACGAAGAAGAUGAAAGAGAAGCUGUGCUAUCUGAUGAUGACGGUGAUGAAGGUGAUAGAGGUGAUUGGGGGUACCUUCGCCCAUCGAAUAGCUUUAACGAUAAGGAGUUCCACUCUAGGGACAAGUCCAGUGGUGCUAUGAAAAAUGUUGUGGAAGGGCACUUUAGGGCUUUGGUAGCGCAACUUUUGGAGGUUGAUAAUCUACCUAUGGUCAAUGAAGGCGAUAAAGAGGGUUGGCUUGAUAUAAUUACAUCAUUGUCUUGGGAGGCGGCAACGCUUCUCAAGCCAGAUACAAGUAAAGGUGGAGGAAUGGAUCCAGGAGGAUAUGUGA
This is a messenger RNA of Camelina sativa (false flax), 382 nucleotides long. NCBI's taxonomy places the organism in Eukaryota, Viridiplantae, Streptophyta, Magnoliopsida, Brassicales, Brassicaceae. The record is from RefSeq and is a predicted model, not a curated record.